CAGAAAGUUCAGUCAUUUUAUCAUCAUCAAAAAGAAAAAGAAAAUGCCCUCUCCAAUCUCCAAUCUCCUCCUCCGAUCCGCCGCCUGUGGUGGCCGGGAAUCACACCAACAACAACAACACCGCCGCCAUAUACAACCAUCCCAUAUCAAUAGAUCGAUGUGUGUUGUUUAAUUUGCAGAGGAGGAAAUAUAUAUAUAUAUGUGUGUGUUAUAACCGGUCUCCUAAUCCUCUUUGAUGCUCUUUGUUUGACACCAAACCAUACCACCAGUGGUGGUGGUAGUGGUGGUGGUUGUCAAACGGAGUAUCAGUGACGAUGACGGAGUCCGAUUUAUCGGAUUAAUAACUCAAUCUUUCAGGUAUGGAAGCUUAGUUUUGUAGAUUCCCAUAUAGCUUUGAUUUCCAUGUUUAUUUAGCUUUCAUUUGCAAUUAGGAUUUAGAUUUAUUAUUUAAUUAAAUAGCUGCAGGUGUAAUUUUAGUAAAUUAGUAACUAUGUCAAGGGUAAAAAUGAUUGUCAAUAUAAGUUGUAUUUUGUACAUAAUGUUAGCCAGCUAAGGCACAUACAUAUGUGUUCCUCCUUUGGCUAUUUUGGGAAAUAUUAGCUUUAUCUGAUCUGUGUCAUUGCUUUUUAUUUAUCAAAAUGUAUUUGCUUUGGAUUAAAAAGUUUAUUUGUUGGUAUUCUAUUUUCUCUUGGCCUGAUAGUAUAGUACAUAGUACACUGCUGUCAUUGUUUUAUAGGCUAGUGACAAAUUUUAGUAGAGGUUCAAAACCCUAUCAUCCCCAUAUAAAUAGAAUAGAAAGCAGCAUCAGCAUUUCUUAGUAAGUUCAAAAAAAAAAAAAAAAAGGGCAUUUCUUGUUUGAAGCUCAGGUAUUUCUUGUUCCUUUUUUUAAUGUAGUCGCUUAAUAAAUAAUGGGGUGUUUUGAAGCUUUUCCUAUUUUUGACCUAGAUAAUGGGGUUUUUUGACCUAGGGUCUUUUGAAGCUUAGUAGAUAAUGGGAGUUUUUUUUAGCUUGAUAAUGGCUUCUUUUGAAGCUUAAUAGCUAAUGGGGUUUUUUGACCUAGCUGUAACGGGGCCUUUUGAAGCUCUAUGGUAGGAAGACCUUAGUGGAUCUGAUAGAGUUGGAUAUGGUAGACUUUAAUGUUAUCUUAGGGAUGGAUUAGCUUCAUGAAUGCUAUGCAUCUCCCACCCCCCACAGAUGAAGAAGCGCCCAGAGAGGAGAAGAAGUGAUGGGGUCUCAAUUGCAACAAUCCCCCUCACUUCUUCCCCUCUCACUUCUUCUGCUGUGGUGGACACCACAUCUGCUGUGGGGGGAUGGGGUCUCAAUUGCUCGCUUCUUCAUCCGUGGGAUUGGGGAUGGGGUCUCAAUUGCAACCAAACCCUCUCACUUCUUCUGCUGUUGGGGGAUGAUGUAUCAAAUGCUCACUUCAUCUGUGGGGGUGGGAAUGGGGUCUAAUCCUAGACCCACCACUUCUUCAAAGAGGAGUUAUGUAAUCGUAGACCCACCCUAUCUCACUCUGCAUAUUGUGGGUACUAUGCCUAGUAUGGAGACAUCAAGUAUUCCCACAGUAGCGUUUCAGAGUCUGCCAUCCCUUGCGCAUAGUCCAGGUGGAACUCCUGCGCCGUACGCAUAUCAACCACCACUCCCUAUGCAACCAGCUGCUAUUGGACCACCCCCUAGGCGACCACAACGACCAACCACUAUGCUAGCACUGCCGCCACUACCACCAGUGUUGGACGACAGAGCAGGUCCUUCCAAUACGAAUCCGGACGAUGGUGCGGCUACUUCUGAUCGAUCUGUUAGGCCUCGGACAAUGGGGUAGAAAGUUAACUGUGAUAUGAAGACCCAGAGUUGGUAUCUUAAGUAUAGUCUAUAGAGGCAGCCUUUCGUUUUGUUGACGUUGGUUUCUUUAAGUAUAGCCUAUAUAGAGGCAACAUUUCGUUUUGUUGACGUUGGUGCCUAUGGAGGCUUUGAACCGAAAGUAUGUUAUUUUCUAUUUCGAAGCUAAAUUAAGAGACAUAAAUUGAAAGUUUAUUUUUCUAAUUUAUUUAUGAGUUUCCCUUCCUAA
Messenger RNA from Capsicum annuum, 2065 nucleotides. RefSeq lists its product as uncharacterized. Lineage: Eukaryota; Viridiplantae; Streptophyta; Magnoliopsida; Solanales; Solanaceae. Bases 1226 to 1819 code for a protein of 197 amino acids. The transcript has 3 exons. The record is from RefSeq and is a predicted model, not a curated record.